AUGAAAUCCAAGUGCUGGGUAGGUAAAUGUCGAAUCAGCCAGGAGCGCCUUGCCGAUAAUGACAGUAAGACGUAUCUGACGACCCCAAGCAUUCACCGGACUGGUAACUGGUGCUGCUAUAUGGGCGAUUUGGGGCGGAGAUAUGUUUCCUGCACAGCCGGAUCCUACAGGAGACCCGGAAAACUGGACCAGGGAAGAGCUGAGGCGCUGGCUUGCGGCGCGUGCCAGCCCACAUCGUGCUAA
Molecule: messenger RNA, 243 nt
Organism: Gaeumannomyces tritici R3-111a-1
Lineage: Eukaryota; Fungi; Ascomycota; Sordariomycetes; Magnaporthales; Magnaporthaceae
Exons: 3
Coding region: 1-243 (80 amino acids)
Source: RefSeq, a predicted model, not a curated record